Ananas comosus (pineapple) is the source of this 1662-nucleotide messenger RNA. Its product is annotated as nudix hydrolase 12, mitochondrial-like. Gene Ontology annotation, molecular function: pyrophosphatase activity. The coding region runs from base 606 to 1265 and encodes 219 amino acids. The transcript is spliced from 5 exons. The record is from RefSeq and is a predicted model, not a curated record. NCBI's taxonomy places the organism in Eukaryota, Viridiplantae, Streptophyta, Magnoliopsida, Poales, Bromeliaceae. Gene Ontology annotation, cellular component: nucleus; cytoplasm.
CACCUCCGCAUUUGCUCUCCUUGUUGCGACGCACACGCACACGCACACGCACACGUAUCACAAUCGAAGGUCCUCGUCCUCGUCGCCUUCAUCGUCGUCGUCGUCGUCGUCGUCCUCGCAUCGACCUCUUCGCCAUUUCGCCAUCGCCUCGAGGUUGGCAACAAUGGUGGGCUCGAGGUCGACGCUCCUUGCCGUGUAAAAAUGACACCUUUUUCUUUUAAUAUUACCAGAGGAGUAGGUCAAAAAACCCCUACCUUCGGGCACCGUCGCGUUUAGGGGUUGUUGACCUCGUAGCCCUUAAAUUCGAAGCCGAGGACGCUUCGGGCACCGUACCCUCGCCUUUUCCCCCCUCCAAUUUCGCUAGGGUUCGCUUCGAGAUUAGGGUUUCGUGGGGUUCCCCUGUUUCGCCCCCUGUUUUUGGGUCCCGGGAAAGGGGAGAAUUUUCUGAGGGUUUGUGGAUAAGGUUGUGGUGAAGGAUAAGGAAAUGGGGUUAUAAAACGGUUGGCUAGGGUUUGAAUCUCGUAAUAUUGGCCCUUGUUCGCCAAAAUUUCCCAAAUUUUUGGGGGGGAUUUAAGUGUUUGAUUGGGAGGUUUCGCUCAGUGGUAAUGUCGCCGACAUUGUUAGCUCGGAAGGGCCGCCACCGACAACGCUACGACAACAAUUAUCGGCUUGUCGCAGGAUGUAUUCCUUAUAGACUCAAGGAAGAAGGGGAGAGUCCCUGUUGCAAUUUGGUUGAGAAGUUGGAAGUGCUAAUGAUCUCUACGCCGAAUAGGAGUGAUCUCGUCUUCCCGAAAGGUGGGUGGGAGGAUGAUGAGACUGUCCACGAAGCAGCUUGCCGCGAGGCUUUGGAGGAAGCAGGAGUUAGGGGUAAUAUCAAUGAAAAUCCAUUAGGAGAAUGGAUAUUCAGAAGCAAGAGUAGGCAAAACAGCUGCAGCUCCGAUGGAGCUUGUAAAGGUUAUAUAUUUGCGCUAGAAGUUACGGAGGAGCUCGAGUAUUGGCCUGAGCAGGCGAACCACGGACGACAAUGGGUCCCUGCAGCCGAAGCCUAUGACCUGUGCCGGUAUGACUGGAUGCGACAAGCUCUCGACUCAUUCAAAGAGCUUCUCUCGAGGAAAGAUCAGCUUCCGACUUCUAACCCUCCGGAAUUUCUGGAGCUUCUGUCAAAGAGGGAACUGCAGUCUUCUGCUGCCGAAAUACCCGAACCGUCGAGCUUGUACAUGCUGAUGCCUUCUGCCACAGCUGAGCACGCAAUCGCGUUGUGCUGAUGUAACACCUGCUUAAGCCAAAAACGCUUUUCUUCGAAAUAACUCUGUUUAGCUCGCUGAUGCUGGGGGGUCGGAAAUGGGUGUGUGUAAAGUCUCAGACUCGCAGUCGCAGGCAUUUUUAAGUCAGUCAGUUUGGAAUUGGUCUGGUUUCAUGGUGAGGGGCAAACUGGUGAUGUUGAGAAGGCUCCAAACCAUUUGAAUGGUUGAUCAAUCCAAUGCCUGUUACUGGGAGUCCAUGAGAAUCCUAAUUGUGGUGGAGUGUGUUAAAAAUGUUCACUGAAACAUUUAUUACUGUAUCAGGCCAUGUUGUAUCUUAUCUCACUAUGUCUUUUAAGAAAAUAUUUCACCUAAUUGCUACUGAAAUGUGUAUAAAGUUCUCCAUUUUCGGUGUUUUAUU